Molecule: messenger RNA, 2260 nt
Organism: Styela clava
Lineage: Eukaryota; Metazoa; Chordata; Ascidiacea; Stolidobranchia; Styelidae
Source: RefSeq, a predicted model, not a curated record
AAGUAACCAUGGCAACUAAAUUGAUAAAGAAUUGUUUAACGAUAUUGAUAUCCUUUUCAUUUUGUGGAAUCAUAUACUAUUUGUUUAAAACUUCUGCCAAAGAAAGAUAUCAAAAAGCAAAUCUUCGCAUAAUCUUGUUGAAUAGCGGCUUGGGUGGGAAAGGAUAUGGUGAUAAAAAUGUAUCAAUGGAGUACACAACUGAAGCUACUUUCACUCAUCCCAAACAUGAACCGAGAAGCAGGAAAUAUCGACAAUUAAAUCUUGGCAUGAUUAUGUUGAAUAGCAGCUUGGAUCUGAAGGAAGAUGGCGAUGUAAAUAUAUCACUGGAAUACUGAAGUUAUUUUCACUCAUCCUAUGUCUACAUUCAAACAAUUUGGUCUCGAACAGAUAGACUUUUUAAAGAGAAUGGAAUCAAAACGACCGUUGUUUAAUAUUACGAUGGAACCUUGGAAAAUUUUGCAAACAAAACAUAGAAUGGAUUCAACAGAUUGUCGAUGGCCAAUGAUUAUUGCAGUAAAAACAGCAUACUAUAGGGUUGAACAAAGACAACGUGUCAGGAAAACAUGGGGUUUCAACAAAUUUUUAAUGGAGUUUGUUUAGAUGUUGUUUUUGUUGUUGCAAGCACAUCAACCGCAGAAGCGAAUGUUAAGUUAGGAAAAGAAGAAUCGGAGCAUGGCGAUAUUUUACAGAUUGAAUUGGAAGAAACCUAUCGAAACAUUGGAUUAAAAGCCCUGGCUUCGAUGCGAUGGGUAGCGGAUAAUUUUCCAAGCAACUAGAUAUAUUCAUCUGGAGAUGAUGACAUGUUACCAGAUUUCCCUCGUUUAUUCAAAAAUAUAGAAAAAUCAAUACCCGAAGAAAGGAAAUUUUCAACAAAUUCCAGCAAUUCUAUCUUGAAUCAUCGAUUAAACACGAAAAAUUUCCCAAUAUUUUGCGGACAUGGAUAUAGACCUACAUCAAAACCACGUCGAUAUAUAUCAAAAAUCAAAUCUUCGCAUGAUCUUGUUGAAUAGCGACUUGGGUGUAAAGAGAUAUGGUGAUAAAAAUGUAUCAAUGGAGUACACAACUGAAGCUACUACCACUCAUCCUAAACAUGAACCGAGAAGCAGGAGAUAUCAACAAUCAAAUCUUGGCAUGAUUGUGUCGAAUAGCAGCUUGCCUCUGAAGGAAGAUGGCGAUAAAAAUAUAUCACUGGAAUACUCCACUGAAGCUAUUUUCACUCAUCCUAUGUCCACAUUCAAACAAUUUGGUCUCGAACAGAUAGACUUUUUAAAGAGAAUGAAAUCAAAACGACCAUUGUUUAAUAUUACAAUGGAACCUUGGAAAAUUUUGCAAACAAAACAUAGAAUGGAUUCAACAGAUUGUCGAUGGCCAAUGAUUAUUGCAGUAAAAACAGCAUACUAUAGGGUUGAACAAAGACAUCGUGUCAGGAAAACAUGGGGUUUCAACAAAUUCUUCAAUGGAGUUUGUUUAGAUGUUGUUUUUGUUGUUGCAAGCACAUCAACCACAGAAGAGAAUGUUAAGUUAGGAAAAGAAGAAUCGGAGCAUGGCGAUAUUCUACAGAUUGAAUUGGAAGAAACCUAUCGUAACAUUGGAUUAAAAGCCCUGGCUUCGAUGCAAUGGGUAUCGGAUAAUUUUCCAAGCAACUGGAUAUACUCAUCUGGAGAUGAUGACAUGCUACCAGACUUCCCUUGUUUAUUCAAAAAUAUAGAAAAAUCAAUACCCGAAGAAGGGAAAUUUUCAACAAAUUCCAGCAAUUCUAUCUUGAAUCAUCGAUUAAACACGAAAAAUUUCCCAAUAUUUUGCGGACAUGGAUAUAGACCUACAUCAAAACCACAUCGAUUUGAGAGUAAAUGGCAUGUCAGCGUAGAAAUAUAUCCCUAUGACUAUUAUCCGCCGUUUUGUUUGGGCGGAUUUUAUUCAAUGUCAGUAAAGCACGCCAGCGCAAUUUACUCUGUUUCAAGAUGGUACCCCUAUUUUUAUUUGGAUGAUGUUUGGAUAACAGGAUUUAUGAGACUACGGUUGUGUGAUGUGAUGACGGAUCGGGAUUUUUUAUUCAACAAGAGGGAUAUUCACUGUGGGAUAUCUUCUAUGAACGAAGUUGCAGUAAAGCACGAUAUCUAACUGAAGUUAUUUCCCUUUUUUUAAAUGUAAAGAUGUUCACUAUUUGGUUCGCGAACAUUGUUAAUUAAACGAUAAAUAUUUAUAUUCGAGCCAGAUUCGGAAAGCACUGUGCAAUGUGUAGGUGUUAUAUUUUCUUUUA